AUGAGGCUGAAAGACUAUUCUAUUCCUCUGCAAUACCGACCAGUAACUAAAGUGAAUGCACCUAUAGGUGAGGGGGUGAAUUUUAGAGUAGAUCACCAUAUUGUGCAAAUGCUGCCAAAUUUUCAUGGAAUGAGUCAUGAAGAACCAUACAAGCAUUUAGAAGAUUUUUCUCAAGUAUAUGAGAUUUCUUAUUAUCCCAAGGUCCCAUUAGAAGUGAUAAAAAUGAGAUUAUUUCCUUUUACUCUUAAAGAUAAAGCAAAAAAGUGGUUUAGAGCCCUAGCCCAAGAUUUAAAUUCAUGGGGUGAAAUGGAGACCACCUUCUUAAAGAAGUUGUAUUAUGUAGGGAGAACUAACGCCGUCAAGAAGGCAAUUAGAGAUUUUAAUCAAGGACCAUGGGAAUCAUUUUAUAAGGCUUGGGAGAGAAUGAAAGAAUAUACUAAACAAUGUCCCCACCAUGGAAUUCAAAAUUGGCAGCUAGUUCAAAUAUUUAUGAAGGAUUAG
This is a messenger RNA of Spirodela intermedia, 501 nucleotides long. NCBI's taxonomy places the organism in Eukaryota, Viridiplantae, Streptophyta, Magnoliopsida, Alismatales, Araceae. The record is from the annotation of a GenBank genome assembly.